Molecule: messenger RNA, 924 nt
Organism: Stylonychia lemnae
Lineage: Eukaryota; Ciliophora; Spirotrichea; Sporadotrichida; Oxytrichidae
Source: the annotation of a GenBank genome assembly
AUGAGUGAAUUCUCUAGUCACAUGAAAUUUGCUAAUGAAGAGCGUUUGAAGGAAAUAAAGGAGCAAAAGAUUGUAAGGAAAUUUUAAAAAUAACUCAAAAUUUGUGCUUAUUUCUUCCUUUUUUGGGCAACCUUUAUCCUAUUAAACUCUUGUAUCGGAUUUUCCUCAGCUCCCUUUUACCUUCCUGAAGUCAAAUGCAAUCAUCUUGAGCCAUCAGACAACUGCAAAUAUCUAAAAAGUCUGACAUCAGCAUUAUAUUGCUUUGAAAUAAUAGGCUCGCUCUUACUAGUUAUUCAUGGACUAUUACUAAUAGCACUCAUAGAUCAUAUCAAGCAUUUGAAACUGAUCAGACUAAUUUAAAGAUUCACUAAGGUCGUUAUUAUUCUCUACUUAGUAUUGAUCGUUCUUAGAAUUGGAGUAUAUAUAAAAGUUUAGUCUGAAGUGGCAUCCAUUGAUUCUAAUGAGACUGACCAAGGAUUCGGUAAUUUCUUGGCAAGCUUUGUUGAUGAUCCUCAGACAGCCAUAGCUGUAACCUGUAUACUUAUGUCAUGUUUCUUUUUAUGUUUUCUAAUGAAUUGCUUCACAGUAAGAUUGACAAACAAGAUUGAAGCAUUUAUCAUAAAGCCACCUCCUGAAAAUGGUAGUUUAUAAAUAAAUUCAGAGACCAAAAGAAGUUCUAGCGAUGGGAGUGGUGAUGAUAAUAAACGCAAAAGUUCAUAAGAUUCAAAUGGUAGUUCAGAUAAUAAUAGCACAAAAUAAAAAACUAAUAAAUCAAGUAAACUUUUCUUCUGGAAAAGGAAGGAGUCAAAUAAUUCCAAGAUUAGAUCCCAAUCAUCACGAUUGCUAUAAGAUGAAGAGCAAAAAGAGGAAGAUGAUGCUAUGGAUGAUAAUAAUAAAUCUAACAAGUAUAGAAAGCAAACAUGA